Messenger RNA from Diospyros lotus (date-plum), 1690 nucleotides. RefSeq names its product probable LRR receptor-like serine/threonine-protein kinase At3g47570. Gene Ontology annotation, molecular function: ATP binding; protein kinase activity. The record is from RefSeq and is a predicted model, not a curated record. The coding region runs from base 293 to 910 and encodes 205 amino acids. NCBI's taxonomy places the organism in Eukaryota, Viridiplantae, Streptophyta, Magnoliopsida, Ericales, Ebenaceae. Gene Ontology annotation, biological process: protein phosphorylation. The transcript is spliced from 3 exons.
AUGGCGACGGAAACAUCAAUUUCCAACUUCAAGAAUUACACACCAAGAAAUUGAACGAGCUACUAAUGGAUUCGAUGAAAGACAGUUGCUAGGCACAGGGAGGUUUAGUUCAGUGUACAAAGGGACUCUGAAAGGGAAAGUCGUGGCCAUAAAGGUCUUCAAUCUGCAGCGUAUUGCAUUCAAGAAUUUUGAUGCAGAAUGUGAAAUUCUGUGCAAAAUUUACCAUCAAAAUCUUACUAAGGUCAUUGGCUUUUGCUCUAACACUGAUUUCAAAGCCUUGGUACUGGAGUACAUGCUGAAUGACAGCCUUGAGAAGUGGCUCUAUUCUCUUGACUCUUUCCUGGAUAUAGGGAAAAGGUUAGGGAUAAUGAUAGACGCAGCACGUGCACUGGAUCAUCUCAACCAUAAACCAUUGCUUCACACUGAUUUGAAACCAAGCAACGUUCUGCUAGACAAAGACAUGGUUGCACACUUGAGUGAUUUUGGCAUUACAAGUUAUUCCAAGGAUGAGGAGAGUGUGGCUCAAACCAGCAACCUAGGCACAAGUGGGUACUCGGCUCCAGAAUAUAGACUGAAAGGAUCAGUGUCGGCAAGAUCAGAUGUUUAUAGUUUUGGGAUUACAUUGAUGGAAACAUUUACAAGGAAAAGGCCCACUGAUCAAAUGUUCGGUCCGGAAUUGAGCUUGAGAGAUUGGGUAAAAGAGGCCUUGGAUAGCAGUUCUGUUCAUCAAGUUGUGGAUGCAGGGUUGAUAGGGGAAGAAGAAUUUGAGGCAAAGGUGAAGUGUGCGUCAUCCAUCCUGGAACUGGCAUUGAAAUGCUCUGAAGAAUCGGCUGAGGAAAGGAUGGAUAUCAAAGAUGUUGUGGAGAAGCUCAAGACAAUAAGAGACGAUCAAAUCCCUAAAAAAUAUUGAGUGACGAUUGGGAAAUGUUGUGUAUUCAAGUGUGUAGUGUGAGUGUGUGUCUCAUAUUAGUUGUGUAAAGAGAUGAAAGUGGAUAUUUAUAUUUCUCUCUCUCACUUAGAUUUGGGUCUUAAGGACAUUAGAUUUAAUGAGUAGGCUGACCCCUUGGCUCAUGUCGCUGCUGCAGCCGGCGUCUGAUUGGGCGGGUUGGGUCAAUUUAUAUAUAUAUUUUUAUAUAAGGAAAAUAAAAUUAUUUUCAUUUAUUUUUGUGCUUCUUCCCAGCAAUAGUCUGAUUUCCAGGCGUGCGGGAUUCCGUCCAUUAUUUCUUCGACUAUUCGAUUGCUUCAAAUAUCGGAUAUUUAUGGAGAUGUUUAAUGCCGACGUCAAUUGGAGCGUCUCCAAAACCCCAUAUAAGGCCGGUUUCCCUCAGUGUCUGGGCAUCGAAGCCCAUUUUGUCUGUUGCUUUCUCUUGUUCGAUGUUUUGGUCGUGGACAGCCAGUCCCUCAGAGUUCUGCUAGAGCCCACCGUCGUGGCUGCCAUCGCCGGGCUGGUCAUUGUGUCCUGCGAAGCAAAUGCCGUAGCCUGUGAUAACUGGUACGGGGCGUGUCUGCUUUCAGGACAUCACUUCUGACGUGCUUCGACAGCUGUCUCCGUUUUCAGAUCUGCUGUUUCGACGACUUGCUGGCUUGAAUUCUCAGCCUCUUGUAUCUCUUCAGUUCGACUCUCGUUCCGGUUAUUUUGUGUUGAAUCUUCUUGCUGUUACAAGAUACAGAUAUAUUUCUAUAUUGUUGU